Cinara cedri is the source of this 7914-nucleotide messenger RNA. The record is from the annotation of a GenBank genome assembly. Lineage: Eukaryota; Metazoa; Arthropoda; Insecta; Hemiptera; Aphididae.
AAAAUGUGGUUUACCAUAGUGUCGUGUAAUAGAGAUACCAUACUGUCCUGUGUCCAUAUUCACUAUAUUCAUUGUUCUCUACAACGACGUUCACCACCAUUUUUAAAUCCAUGAGUGUUUAGUUUCUUGGUUAACUUUUCUAUUAUAUUUAUUAAUUAUUAUAUUUCAGUUUCCAAGUCGAAAUUCGUUAAAAAUGGAAGGUUCCGAUGUUCCAUUAUCUAAGAAGUAUGUAUAAAGCUUGCAAUAGUACAUGUUUUAGAUUUAUAAAAUGUUUACUUGCAUGUAAAAUACAUGUGACGUAUCGGGUAAUAUCAUCCCUUGAUUUAAGCCUUGAGGUUAGGUUAGUCUCAUUAUUUAAAUAAGAUUAGACAGACAAUAAACUAAUGUUAGUUAGAUUUAUAAUUUAAAACUAUAUACAAUUAUAAAUGUGUUUAUGAGGGUAUGUGUAAAAAAUUUAAUAUUUCAGACAAGAUUGAUAUAGGCAUUGUGUCAGACACAAAGAUCAUAAUGUAUCAGAAAGAAUGCACAAAAAAAAGAAAAUUAUACUAUAAAAAUUAAAAUAAUACCAAAUCAUUAUUUAAUUUUAUGUGGUCUAGUAAUAAACUUUGACCAAAACAAUUUUUAGUUAUUCAUUAAAUUAAUGAAACUUGAUUUCUUAAUAGUUAGAUUUUUAAAAUCAAAAAUAAUAUAGAUUUAUCACAUUAAUAUAUAGAUAUAAAUAGUUAAAUUUGUAUAGAAUCAAAAGUAGAAUGGAUUUAUUAUGCUUGUGUUUUAAACAGUUGUUUGACGAUAUCCGUUUAUGGAAUAGUUAUUGAUUAUAUACAGGGUUAACAAAAAAAGUGCUUAAUAUUUUUAUAUUACUUUUUAUUUAUAGCCUUUAUAAAUCUUAAUAAGUACUUUGAGUGCUGAAAUGAGCACUUAGAAAUAUUUUAUAAAUAAAGAAGUACUAAUAAGAAGCAUUUAAAAAAAAUUAUUUAAUUAAUCAUAAAAAAGCACUUUUAAAUCUCAUAAUAGGAUUCUUAAAUUUUUAACUACACUUGAUUGCCAUAUGUCCAGUGAUGAUCAAUGCAAUAAGUAGAUAUGCUAAUCAAAACAAAUUAAUAAUCAAUAAAUUGAUGAAUACAAAGGCAAAAUUAAUUAAAAUUAAUAAGGAAAAAACAUAUGGUUUUUCGUUAUAGAUUAAAAACAUAAAAUUAAACAUAAAAAAAACUAUUGAAAUAAUCAAAACAACACAUAUAAAUUUAAUAUUCAGACAACUUGUAACAUGACAUUAAUUUUCAUUCUGUUUGAUUUAAUGACUUACCUAAAAAAUAAGUUUUAUCCCUAUUUAACAUAAUGAUGGUAUAAUAUACCUAAUAUAAUUUAUGUAAUAAUGUAAAAAAUAAAAACUUAAAAUAUAAACAAGAUAUACUGUACACUAUUUUUUAAUUAAAUAUUAUACCUUUUAUUAAUAAUCAUUUACUGUUCUAUUAUAUAAUAAUGAUUCAUUUUAUUCAAUUUCUAUAUUUUAUGAUAUUAAUGAAAAUAUUUAAGUUCAUUCUCUGUUCAGCUUAAAUAUCUAUAACUUCAGUAUAUAUAUAUAUUUAUUUAUUAUUUAGUGAGUUAAAACGGAGGUUGAAAGCAGAACAAAAAGCUAAAGAGAAAUUGGAAAAAAAAGCUUCUGCAACUGUUCAAAAAAAACAAUCGGCUGUAAAAAAAGAAAACGAUGUAUCUGAUGCUACUAAAUCUGCAGAUAUCAGCCCUAAUGUGAAAAUAUAGCACAAUGUUAUUAAACAUAAUUAUAAUUAAUUAAAAAUAAUAAUUUUUUAGGAAUUCUUCAGUUUACGUUUACAAGCUAUUGCCCAGAUGAAAAAAAACGGAGAAGAACCUUAUCCACACAAAUUCAAUGUAACUAUAUCUCUGGAAGAGUUCAUUGAAAAGUUUAAUACUUUGGCUGAAACACAAAUUUUACAUGAUGAACAGUAUAGUGUUGCGGGUAUGUUUUAUAUUUAUAUAUAUAUAUGGUGAUUAAUCAUAUAUGAUUGAAAAGGAUGAUAUAGAGAAAAAUUAUUCUGAGGAGAGCUUGGUUAAAAGUAUUGCUUUUUUUUAACACUAUGUGUAUUCACAACGAAGAUUGUUAAAAUAAAUUUAAUAAUUAAAACUUGAAAAUAACAAAAUUAUAAAUAAAAAUGGUUGCUAAUGACGACUUUACUUUUAAUCUUUUAAUACUUUUUCUAACUAAAGAAUCAGCUUUCCUCAUUAUCUAGAAUAUUAAUGAGCAUUUCUAAAAAAUGGUAUUUUUAAAAACUAUGUACUAACUAGAGCCAAAAUGCCACAAAAAAAAGGUCUUUUGUCAUGUUGUGAUUGGAGCAAGAUUUCUAGAUGAAAAGAUUUUUAUAGACAAAAAAAAUAAUAUAUAUCUUAAUAAAGCAAAUAUAUUCUUUACUUCACUUAGAAUUUUAUCUGAUUAAUUCGAGUUGAGCCUCGAAUUAAGUUCGAGCCUUGAGUUAAUAUCUCUGUUUAUGUUUUGAGUGUUCUUAGACCUCUCAAGCCCCCUCAUUUUCGUCAAUAUUGAAAAUAUUAAUAGUAAAGAAUGCAAUCUAGUACAUUUUGUUAGGAAUUAAAAAAGAAAAUUGUUGACAUUUAAUAAUAACUAAUUUUAUAAAUAUGGUGUGGAACCUAACCUAACCUUAAUAUUGUUAUUAAAAAGUUUAUUUAUAUAUCUUAUGAAACGAUAAUAUUUAAGUUGAGUGUUUUUAUAUUUUUGUGUAUACUUUAUGCCAGCAGUUUCCAAACCAUGGGCUAUGGUCAAUUUGGUACUGGGCCUCAGAUGCUGGUUGAAGUCAAUAAUAUACUAUUUUAAUAUAAACGUCUAUAUUUCUAUUGAGAUUUAGUAAUAAUCCCACAAUUAUUGCUAUUAUACAGUUUUAUUGAUUGUCUUUUUCUUAUAUGGUAUUUUAGAAUAUUUUUAUCAUUUUUAUUGUAUUUUAUCACUCUAUGGUGGGGAUACAUACUAAAUUCUGAUAUUGAUUCUCUCUUAAGAGAAAAACAAUGUCAAAAAUUACAUUGAUUUUAUUUUUUAACUUUAACCAAUUAUUGUACACAUUAUUGAUGCAGAGUUAAUAGUAAUAGAUAUAAAGUACAUUAAAUAAAAAAAAUUAGUUAGGUUAGGUAGUUUUUAUCCCCAAAAAAAUUGUGUUUUACUUUUUGGGGUUAAUAACCCCUAGGUUUGGACCGCUACUGCAGAGUUUAUUUUUGAAAAUUUGAAAAUUUGAACGCAUCACACAUUUAUAUCUGAUAAUUAGUUUCUAAGUAACAGCCAUAUUAAAUUCUACUAAUUCAUGUGAAACCCAAUAUUGGAAAAUUAAGAAUUUAUACUGGCUGUUACUCAGAAACUAUUCACCAGAUAUAAAUGUAUGAUUCAUUAAAAUUUCUAGAUAAUAAUAAAAUAAAGUUAUUUUCUGAGUUUAGUGAAGAAUCGGGCAUGUGGCCAGAAAAUUUCUACUAGGGAGGGACAAUAAUUUUUGGUCAUUUUAUCAUUUUCUAUAAUUUUUCCCAAUGAAAUUAUUGUAAGGAGCUUCUCCCUUAUUCACCCUUAGGUCAUACAAAGAAUAUUAUUGAUUUAUAAUUUACUUUAAGUUGGGAGUUGAUUAAAACAUUUUUUUUUUUAAUAUUACUAAUACAGUAAUAAAAAAAAAUAAAUACAGAAUUACCUAUAUCUUCAUUUUUGGAAUACAUUUUUCAUGCUAAAAAUAAAUCCAGCUACAUAUUUAGAAUAUAAGCUGAUUAAAUUUCUAAACUUAUAUUAAUAAAAAUUAAUUUAUACUAAUCAAACAUAAUAUUGAUAGUUGAUUUUUAAAUUAACUAAUUUUUAAACAAACUUACAUUUUUUAAAAAUAUUACAUGUCAUAUAAGUAGAACAUAAUAAUGUACCUAUUAUAAGUAAUUAUGUUGAAAAAUUCAAUGUAAAAUAAUUUUUCUGUUUUUCUGAUAUUGCGAAAACAAUUGUGCAAAAAUAUGUAAAUCUAGGUUUUUAGAAAAAAAUUUUCUAUGCUUAUUGAAGCCAAAUUAUUUAAAUGAUAAUUUGUCAUUUGAUUCUUCUUGUAAUUUUUCAGUCCUCUGAGACCUAAAAUGAUCUUUCUCAUACAGCACUGGAUACUGGAAUAGUUAUUAUAAUAAUAGUUAGGCUAUAGGUUUCAUUGAAUGCAAACUUAUACUUUUCAAGCAGUUCAAUUAGAUUUAUCAAGUUGUUUAUUUUAUUUUAUUUUAAAAUUAUAAUGAAUUUGAUAUUUUUUAAUAGUUGUUGGUAAAAUUUUUAGUUCUGCCCUUAGAUUGGGCUAAUCUAUUAUUGUUUAUAAAACGGGUAUUUUUAUUAAGACUUUAUUAUUUAUCUUUUUCACAUGACUAUCCACGAAUAUAAAAAUUAAUUAUUAUUAUUAUAAUAAUUGUAUUACCUUGUAGUAAUCACAAUAGAUGUAUUUCAAUGUGCAUAAUCACAUUUUUGAUAAUUUGUUAAAAAUAAUUAUAUUUUGAAUUUGAAGGGUUUGGCUCUGGGUGAGAAUAAAUUUAAGGUGGGUUCCACCCACCUUAAACUUUUACGUGCCUGUGAAUAAUUAAUGUAUUGGUUUUACAAAGAUGUAAUAUUUUUUUUCUUUUAUGUGAACACUUUCUACCAGAAAGCUUACUCUGAUUAUCAAAUGUAGAACCUUUCGAAAAGGAAAUGUAUUCUGGGUGGUACUUUAGAAAGGUCAUUUUUUGAAAUCCUUAUAAAUAUUUGAGAUAAUAAGAAAAACCUGGUUCUUUAUGUUAAAAAAAAUUGAAAGAUUAAAAAUAAGCUCGUCAUUUGCAAUUGUUUUUAUUUAUUUUUUGUUCAAUUUUUAUCAUUUUAAUCUUUUUUAAACAAUCAUUCUUUUCAUAUCAUUGUAAUCAUUUUACCAAAAUAUGACAUAUAUUGUUGAAAAAGCAAUACUAUCAUCUGAACUACACUUAGAAUUAUUUUUCAUUAGCAAUGGUUUAUCCUUGCUUACAGAAAUAUACAUUAAAUUCCCAUCUGUAUUUAUCUUCCCAACUUCUCACCUACAAGAGUAGCUGCAUCCCCACAUGAAGUAUGUUGUCCUUUUUAUUUAUAAAUUGUUUCACUUAAAGAAAAAAAAAAAAUUAAAAUGUAAAUAUUUAUGGUCCUCAUCCCUGUGAGUAAUAUAAAAAAACAGAAUUUGAUAUCUUUAUUAUCUCUGGAGACAUUCAAGGGGUAUAUCUUCAUGGGACAGCCUGUAUAUAUUGGUCAUACAUAUAUAAUAGAUGUCUGUUUGUUUUUAUUUUUACUUGUAUACUAAUUUAGUGAGCUUCAAAAUUGGUGGUCUGCAUAACUAAAAAGGUUGAGAACUGCUGCCAUUUGUAUUUAAAAUAUAUUAUUUAAAAUUUUCGUAUAAAAAUGUUAGUUAUUUAAUGCCAUAAUAAAAUGAAUGCAUUUUUUUUGUUAUAGGUAGAGUUCAUGCCAUUCGAGAAUCUGGUCCUAAAUUAAUAUUUUACGAUUUACGUGGGGAAGGUGUAAAAAUCCAAGUGAUGGCAAAUGCUAAGCAAUAUGCAACUGAAGAAGAAUUCUUUGCAGAUACCUCAAAAGUGAGGCGUGGUGAUAUAAUUGGUGUUAUGGGUAGCCCAGGAAAAACCAAGAAAGGAGAAUUAUCUAUUUUCCCUAAAAACAUAAAAUUGUUAACUCCAUGUUUACACAUGUUACCCCAUCUACAUUAUGGUCUAAAAGAUAAGGAGACUCGAUAUAGGCAACGUUAUUUGGAUUUAAUCAUUAAUGAACAUGUGCGUAAUAAAUUCAUAGUAAGGGCAAAAAUAAUCUCCUAUGUUAGAAGGUUCUUGGAUAAUUUAGGAUUUCUUGAAAUUGAAACACCUAUGAUGAAUAUGAUUGCCGGAGGAGCCACUGCUAAACCAUUUGUCACACAUCAUAAUGAUUUGAAUAUGGAUUUGUUUAUGAGAGUUGCACCAGAACUGUAUCACAAAGUAAUUAUAAUUAUUACACAUUUUAUUUUACAUUGUUUUUAUUAAUUUUAUUUUUUUAUAAUUUAAAUUGAUUAACAGAUGCUUGUAGUGGGAGGUAUUGACCGUGUGUAUGAAAUUGGCAGACAAUUCCGUAAUGAGGCAAUUGAUAUGACUCAUAAUCCUGAAUUCACUACUUGUGAAUUUUAUAUGGCAUAUGCCGAUUAUAAUGAUCUUAUGCAAGUAACCGAAGAUCUUUUAUCGGGUAAGUUUUAUUAUUAGAAAAAAAAAUUAAAUUAAUGAUAAUAUCAUUAAUAGUGUAUUAUACUAAAUUAAAUUAUUACAGGUCUGGUAAAAAGUAUUUAUGGUGCAUAUAAAAUAAAAUAUCAUCCUGAAGGUGUCGAUAGCAAUACUGAAGCAGUAGAAAUAGAUUUUACUCCACCUUUCAAGAGGAUUUAUAUGUUCCCAGCUUUAGAAGAAGCUCUGUCAGUAAAACUCCCUAGCCCUACUGAAUUAUCUUCAAGUGGAGUUAAUAAAUUACUCAGUGAUCUUUGUGUAAAACAUGAAGUAGAAUGCCCUCCUCCUAGAACUUCAGCUAGACUAUUAGACAAGGUAAAAUUGAAAAUACAUUAUUUAAUAUUUAUAAAUGUUAUUAAACAAUAGUGUGUACUUAAAUAAUUUAAAGCUUGUGGGUGAAUUUCUUGAAGAAAAAUGCAUAAAUCCAACAUUUAUAUGUGACCAUCCACAAGUGAUGUCGCCCUUAGCUAAAUGGCACCGAUCCAUUCCUGGUUUAACCGAAAGAUUUGAAUUAUUUGUUAUGAAAAAAGAAGUAUGUAAUGCUUACACUGAGUUAAAUGAUCCUAUGAUUCAGAGAGAUCGAUUUGAACAACAAGCAAAGGUAAAUUUUUUGUUUCCUUUAAAAUUAUAUUCAUAUAAAUCAUGUAAAGUAUUAUUUAUAAUCCAUGGUAGGAUAAAGCAGCUGGUGAUGAUGAAGCUCAAUUGAUAGAUGAAAACUUUUGUACAUCAUUGGAGUAUGGUUUACCUCCUACAGCUGGUUGGGGUCUUGGUAUUGAUCGUCUAACAAUGUUUUUAACAGAUUCUAAUAAUAUUAAAGUAAGUUAAAUAUUAGUGAUUAGUGUUAAUGUUAACUUUCAUUAAAAUAAACCACUAGUAUUGUUCAAUACAAUCAAUUAACAACUUUUUUUACGAGAGAUUUUGCUUGGGUCAUUAACUUUAGAGUUGAUGGUUUCUAAUAAAUAUUUUUGUCUUAUUGGUGCAAUAAGGAUAAAUUAUUUCCACCCAGUGAAAAUGCAAUAACAAUUGGUUUUAUUGGUUCUUAAUUAUACAUUUUUAAUAUUUCAGGAAGUACUAUUUUUCCCAGCGAUGAAACCAGAUGAUCCGAAUAAAAACAAAGCAGAAGAUGAAAAUUCUACAGUGUAAAAACUAUGAAAUGUAACUAUUAAGUUAUAAUAAUUUCAAUAAAAUAAUAAUUGAAUAAUAGUAGACGUUUAUUAUUUCACCAGUUUCUUGCCAAAAAUUAUUAACAGCUAGAAGGUUAUUGUUCAGAAAAUUACAUUAAAGUUUUUUAAAAAAUUAAUUUUUGGUCUCAAUUCUGCAAAAUUUUUAUUUUAUAGAUAAUUAAAUAUAUAUAUUUUUUAAUGAAUGCUCAUAUAAAUGCAUAUAAUGUAUUUUUGUCAUUAUGUUGCAACCCAUUAUUUUUUAUUAUUUGAGUAUUGCAUGUAAGUAGGUUAAUUUAUAAUGAGUUUUGCUAGAUAGUAAAAUAAUUAUUACUAUUUGUUUUGACUGGAAAAAUCAAUAUUGAUAAAAUAGUUAUUUUCUCAUUGGAUAUACUUAGAUUAUCACAAUAAAAUUAUAUACUAAUUAACAAUGUUUUUACUUUGAAAUUAAUUUUUUUUAUAGGUAUAAUAAUUGUGUUAACCAUAAAAAAUA